AAUCGGAAAUGAGUGAAAAGUGAAAACAAUAAUGUAUAAGGAUUGAAGAAGUGCGUAUCUGUAUUAUCUUCUUCUUUUUCUCCAUCUUUCGCAUCUACGAAGAUCCAAAACCAGUAGAAUAAGCAUUCAACUCUUUCUUUUUCGGCUAUUUCUCCCCUGAUCUCUCACCUCACACGAUUAAUUUUACUUUCACAUCGCUAAAUCUUUUUUUCUUUCAGUAUCUUAUUCUUAAUAAAUAGAAGAAAUUCACUCAUCAUCAUGAUGAUGAUGAAAUUAAUAAGUUAAAUUUUGCCGAAAUCAAUCGAAUUGUCGUGUUAUUAUAUAUGGCUACAACAGAGACCAAAAGCGCUACGGUUAAGAUCAAGCCAAAUCCCCAAAAUGCCCCUUCCAAAUCGAAGUUUGAUAAUUCUUCAUCUCUCAAUAAGAAGCUGGGUAGCUCAACCAGAAACCCACCUGAUUCUAAGAUGAAAUCUGCUACCAUACUCACUAAAUCUGAGAUUAAAUCAAAACCAACAACAAUCUCGUCGUCAUCAUCCAAAACAAUAUCAAAGACAACAACUACCAAAAAGAAAACAACAACAACAACAACAACCAAAGUGAGAGAGAGGAAAGUUUACAGUUUGCCUGGUCAGAAACAUGAUCCUCCUGAACAGAAAGAACCCCUGAGGAUUUUCUAUGAGUCAUUAUCAAAACAGAUACCAACAAGUGAAAUGGCGGAAUUUUGGUUAAUGGAACAUGGGUUGUUGUCUCCUGAGAAAGCUAAGAAAGCAUUUGAGAAGAAGCAGAGGAAGCAAAAGGAGCUUCGUACAGGAACUCCUGUUAAGCCAUCAUCAAAGCCUCCAACUAAAACUGGAACUUCACAGAAGCAGCAACAGAGAUCAAAUAAUGGUGACAUUAAAGCCAAGAAAAGAAUAGACAAUGAUAGUGAUGACGACGAUUUCAUUUUAAGUCAUAAAAGAAGAAGAGGGUGAGAAGAAAAGCAUCAAAAAAAUUAUUUAUAAAGGUAAAAAAAGGAAAAAAUAAAUAAAAGAACUGCUGUAACUUAAAUUGUCAGAUUAAAAUAUUCUUCUUGUUUCAAACUUACCUAUAAAAAAAGGUACAUGCGUUGUAUGUGUCUUUGGCCAGCAACAUAAUGACAAUGGAUAAAUAAGAAUUAUAUAGAUUGUUUUUAACUUUUAAAUGAC
Messenger RNA from Cicer arietinum (chickpea), 1184 nucleotides. RefSeq lists its product as uncharacterized. NCBI's taxonomy places the organism in Eukaryota, Viridiplantae, Streptophyta, Magnoliopsida, Fabales, Fabaceae. The record is from RefSeq and is a predicted model, not a curated record.